Notothenia coriiceps (black rockcod) is the source of this 1586-nucleotide messenger RNA. Its product is annotated as glycerol-3-phosphate acyltransferase 1, mitochondrial-like. Lineage: Eukaryota; Metazoa; Chordata; Actinopteri; Perciformes; Nototheniidae. The transcript has 14 exons. Gene Ontology annotation, molecular function: glycerol-3-phosphate O-acyltransferase activity. Gene Ontology annotation, cellular component: mitochondrial membrane. The annotation marks the transcript as partial. The record is from RefSeq and is a predicted model, not a curated record. Gene Ontology annotation, biological process: glycerol-3-phosphate metabolic process; phospholipid biosynthetic process; piRNA processing.
UUGUCAUGGGAAAUAAAAAUAAAGAAAAAGCUGAAGAUCGUUCCUGCUUGUCUGGGCAAAUUCAGACCGACUGUUGGCCAGUGCUGCCACCAGUGCACCCCCAACAGUCUGCGCAAGAAGACCGGGCCAAACGCAUUCCUCGGCUUCCACAACCUGCUGAGUGUUAAAGAGACACACACCAGGUAUCGAGGCUGGCUGGUGCGGAGGGUGUGCUGCGCGCUGUUCGUGAGUGGGUGCAAGGUUUACGCGAGUCCUGUUAGCAACAGAUUGGAGAGAGUCUGUCAGAGCAACAGUGUGAAGGAGGCACUCUCAGCAGAGCAGAAAGCGCCUGAGGGGAGUGACAGCCGGGGGCAGCUCAGCCACCUCUCACCAUUCCUCCCCCUCAUUAACACCAGCAUCUCCCCUGGCCUCUUACGAUUCCUGAGCUGGGUGCUGCUGAAGAUGUUUUCUUCCAUGUUUGGCAGUAUUCAAGCUAACCUCAACCAUCUGCCGGCUUUGCACAGAGCUUCCCAAGAGGGAUCGGUGCUGGUUUAUGUGUAUUCACAUCAGAGCGUCGUGGACUGUGCUCUCAUCCCUCUGGUGCUCUUCUGUCACAGCCUCAGAGUGCCAUACACUGUUUUCCCGCUCCACAUUACCAGCUCCUUCAUAAGAUCAAUCCUGCAGAAAGUCGGUGUCCUCGUACCACCUGCACUGACGAAGGAGGAUGCUGAGACUGACAGACUGCACGCCCCCGUCAUGACCUCUCUGGUACGUGAGCUGCUACAGGAGGGUCAGGCCCUAAGUGUCGGCGUGGCAGCGGAGUCUGGCCGGGGCGGCCAGUGGCUGGCUUCCAUCAGACAAGUCAUCAAAGAAGGAUCUGUCCCCGAUGUCAGUCUGGUACCUGUGGGCAUCUCCUACGACUGUGUGCCAAAGAGCAACAAACAGAUUGGCCUCAGCUCUGUGUUGCGCUGGCUGUGCUCUCUCCUCUGGAGGAGACCGGAAGGAAUUGUGAGGAUCGACCUCGCCCAGCCUUUUUCUCUCAAGGAGAUGUGCGAGUCAGGGAGGUGCAGAGUAGAUCAAUGGCUCCCUCUACAGGACCUGUUGCUGCCAGUUAUCCUCAACAACAGAACUGACAGUGUGCUUGGGCGGAGGAGGAUGUCGUGGCUUCUUCCUUCUCCUCAUUAUGCGUCUGAACUCAAAGAGCCAGCUGAUCCGGAGAGAGACCUGAGCACCGCCGUCAUCCUCCACCUCCUCUUCUCGGCAGCCUCCUGCUCGGCUGUGAUGUCCACCGGUCUGGUGUCCAGUCUUUUGCUGUACAGACACCACAAGGGUGUGAGUGCCUCUGCCCUGUGUCAGGAUGUGGCCUGGCUCACAGAAGAGCUCUUGUUCAGAAACAAGGACGUGGGUUUCGGGGGGAGUUUGAAGGAGGUUGUCCGCUCUUCCCUCUCUCUGCUCGCCCCUCAUCUCACCAUAGCUGCAGUGCCGUCUCGGAAAGACCCUUUCAUUGUGCCCCGUCCUUCUCUUGCUGCAACACUUCACCUUUCCCUCCACGCCCAGAUUGUCACACACAGCUUUAUUUUGGAAGCUGUUGGCGGUGAGUGAGUUUG